AUGAGAGACAACGGGAAAUGGAAUGAUAUUCCAUGUAACUCCAGAAGUUCCAAUGGAUUCUUCAUUUGUUAUGAAACCAACCAGAGCUACAUCUUCAUUAAUCAAAGUAAUAGGACCUGGAUGGAGGCGCAGAGAUACUGCAGAGAGAAUCACACAGACCUGGUCAGUGUGAGGAACCAGACUGAGAAUGAUCUCAUACACGGGAUGAUUAAUGUUGGAACCUUUGUGUGGAUUGGUCUGUACAAAGACUACUGGCAGUGGUCAGACCAGAGAAACUCCUCAUUCCGCUACUGGGCACCAGGAAAACCUGAUAAUAAUACUGGGAAUGAGAACUGUACUGUGGCCUCGAUCACACAGACACUCAAUGGAACGUGGGAUGAUCGACAGUGUGGUGAAAAUCACCCGUUCCUGUGUUAUGAUGACCUCCUGAUCCUGGUACAGGAGAACAUGACCUGGAAUGAAGCCCUGAACUACUGCAGAAAGAACUACACAGACCUGGUGUCUGUCCACGAUGAGAAGAUCCAGCACUGGGUGGAGAGGAAGGCUAGAAAUGCCACCAGUGCCCAUGUGUGGUUGGGUCUGCGCUUCUCCUGUACUCUGAGCUUCUGGUUCUGGGUCAGUGCAGAACCUGUCUGCUAUGACAACUGGUUCCUAGGUAAUGGGACUGGGACUGGAACUGGACACUGUGGGAACACUGGAGCUGUACAAUGUGGAGAAAAACAUCAGUGGGUCAGUCUGCCUGAGACUCAGAAACUCAACUUCAUCUGUGUCAAAUGUCCAUGUGAGUCUAACUAA
This is a messenger RNA of Scleropages formosus (Asian bonytongue), 795 nucleotides long. Its product is annotated as C-type mannose receptor 2-like. Lineage: Eukaryota; Metazoa; Chordata; Actinopteri; Osteoglossiformes; Osteoglossidae. The transcript has 3 exons. The record is from RefSeq and is a predicted model, not a curated record. Bases 1 to 795 code for a protein of 264 amino acids.